Messenger RNA from Gongylonema pulchrum, 780 nucleotides. The record is from the annotation of a GenBank genome assembly. Lineage: Eukaryota; Metazoa; Nematoda; Chromadorea; Rhabditida; Gongylonematidae.
UUGCAGGUUGAAGAAGCGACAGGUGUACAAGGGAGGUUGAAACGAGAAACACGCCAUCGCGCUUCCGGACGAACAGGCCGACAUUCAGCACGAGCACGUGCGGCAGGGACUUACUCAGAAAGCGCUGGCGGGUACGGACCGCCAGACGUUGGGGUUAGUGCACCACCGUAUGGCUCACAAGGUGGUGAUACGUGCUGCAGUUGUGGUGUUGGUAACGCAGGACCACCAGGACCUCCAGGAGAUGACGGUGCACCAGGCGCUGAUGGAGCACCCGGAAACGAUGGCGCCCCAGGACAAGAUGCUCCACCGACUGCUGUACCAGGACCUGGAGACUUCUGCUUCGAUUGCCCACCAGGACCAGCAGGGCCAGCUGGAGCAGCUGGUCCUAAAGGGCCACCCGGCCCGGCAGGCCAAGCAGGUACUGGUGGCGGCGCUGCUCUUCCUGGGCCUCCGGGACCAGCCGGACCGCCAGGACCCCCAGGAGCGUCUGGAUCAAUGGGACCGCCUGGACCACCUGGAGCAGCCGGACAAAUUACUCAAGCACCUGGAACUCCUGGACCAGCAGGGCCGCCGGGACCAGCAGGACCACCAGGACAGCCUGGAGCACCUGGAGCACCAGGAAAUGCAGUCCCCGGACCACCAGGGCCAGCUGGAGACCCCGGACCGGACGGACCUCCCGGACAACCAGGCGCACCAGGGUCUGCUGGAGAAAUGGGAGCAGGUGGAAAAGGCGGCGCGUGCGAUCAUUGCCCACCACCACGUACCGCGCCAGGAUACUAA